Messenger RNA from Mangifera indica (mango), 1020 nucleotides. Its product is annotated as U11/U12 small nuclear ribonucleoprotein 31 kDa protein. Gene Ontology annotation, molecular function: RNA binding; zinc ion binding. Gene Ontology annotation, biological process: mRNA splicing, via spliceosome. Gene Ontology annotation, cellular component: U12-type spliceosomal complex. The transcript is spliced from 2 exons. NCBI's taxonomy places the organism in Eukaryota, Viridiplantae, Streptophyta, Magnoliopsida, Sapindales, Anacardiaceae. The record is from RefSeq and is a predicted model, not a curated record. The coding region runs from base 65 to 784 and encodes 239 amino acids.
GAAUAGAAGCCUGAUGAUUGAAAUUUUAUAACACACAGUUUUCGGUCAGUCUCCCCAGAAAAAAAUGGUGAAAAAUAAGAACACCCACAGUGACGAAGAAGAUGAAACUUUCUACUACCGCUACGCAUCCAGCGCCGCCACCUCAUCAUCUUCAGAACCCACUUCCAAUGGACCCCACAAGAAAUCCAAGGGCUCAAACAGCUUAGCUCCUUCGAAAUCAACGGUCUACGUUUCGAACCUCGACUACUCCCUCACCAACUCCGACCUCCACACUCUCUUCUCCACUUUCGGCAAGAUCGCUCGGGUCACCGUCCUCAAAGACCGCGCCACGCGCAAGUCACGUGGCGUCGCCUUCAUCCAGUUCGUCUCCAUCCCCGACGCGCAGACGGCCGCGCGUGCAAUGCACGGGAAGAUCCUCAACGGCCGCACAGUUACGGCAAGCAUCGCUACGGAUAACGGGCGCGCGGCGUCGUUCAUAAAAAAGAGGGUUUAUAAAGACAAGUCGAGGUGCUAUGAGUGCGGGGUGGAGGGGCAUUUGAGUUACGAGUGCCCGAAGAAUCAGCUGGGGCCCAGAGAGCGGCCGGAGCCUAAGAAAGCGCGGCGGAGAUAUGACGGCGACGACAAUGAGAAUGAGAGUGCACUGGAUUUUGAUGAUGGGAAUUGGGCUUCAGUUGUGGACGAUGGAGCCCAAGAGAGGUUGAUUAUGGGAGAGGAAGAGAUUGAAGAGAAGAAGAAAGUAAAGAAAGUCAGUUACUUUAGUGAUGAGAGCGGUGAAGAUGAUUAAUUUGAGUGAUUUGGAAAUUUUGCCCAGGAAGUCUUCUUGCUUCGAUAUCACUUGUUCCUUGAUUUUCAUUUUUCUUAGCAAUUUUGCAUGGAAUGAUUAGUCUUUUUCUUUUCAUUGUUGUAACACUGCUGACUUUUUUAUGUUGUAUUGUAUUCUGGGUGGCAGAUUGUAUUCUGGCUUUUCUAAGGUCUGAAGUGGUUAUAGCCUCAAUAUGAAUAGAUUCUUGUACUUUGUUU